AUGGCAACAGUCAAAAAUGAGAACCUCGUAUUCUAUCCCGCGUUCUGCUUCAAGGUGUCGCCAACGCACUUUACCUGGGUGAAAAUGGGUGCAGCCGAUGUGCAUCGUCUCCGAAAAUCGAGUGACUUUGUGGGCCAAAACAUCUUCUUCUACAACAACCACCCAAUCCAAUUCGUCAGCCUAGUAGGCGUCAUAGUGGCGCGAACUGAUAUCCCACGACGCACAAUCCUAACACUAGACGACAGCAGUGGCGCCACAAUCGACAUAGCCGUGCUAAAGAAGACCUCACCAGAACCCAGCACUACUAGCGAGACAACCCCAGGCACAAGCCAAGAAAAAACACCAUGGUCUUCAUUCUCCCUCACAGCACCAAUGGCCACGAAUCUCACCCAAGAAAAACACGUAACCUCCAAAGACCACGACGAGAUAGAUAUCUCAGCUCUGCAACCAGGAACGGUAGUCCGAGUAAAAGGGACACUAUCAACCUUCCGUUCGCAGAUGCAGUUACAUCUCGAGCGGUUCUGGCUCGUGCGCGAUACGAACGCCGAAAUGCAGUUCCUGGAUACCCGUCUGCGGUUCCUUAUUGAAGUCUUGUCAGUGCCGUGGGUGUUGACUGAUGAGGAGAUUGAAACGUUGCGCGAUGAUGCUGAGAGAUGUGAUGAGCGCGUGUUGGAGGAUAAAAGGCGUGCGGAGAGGAUUGCUAGGAAGAAGAUUGAGCGGGAGGAGAGACAUGCUAAGGCUAUUGCGCGACGGUAUGAGAAGGAGGAAAAUGAGAGGGAGAGGGAGCUUAGGAAGGUUAGAGAGGAUGGGGAGAGGGUUAUGAGGAAGUUCGGGUUUGGGGGGCAAGAGUGA
Messenger RNA from Penicillium crustosum, 852 nucleotides. Its product is annotated as OB-fold domain-containing protein. Lineage: Eukaryota; Fungi; Ascomycota; Eurotiomycetes; Eurotiales; Aspergillaceae. The transcript has 2 exons. Gene Ontology annotation, biological process: nucleotide-excision repair; DNA replication; double-strand break repair via homologous recombination. The record is from RefSeq and is a predicted model, not a curated record. Bases 1 to 852 code for a protein of 283 amino acids. Gene Ontology annotation, cellular component: chromosome, telomeric region; DNA replication factor A complex; site of double-strand break.